Molecule: messenger RNA, 1054 nt
Organism: Zychaea mexicana
Lineage: Eukaryota; Fungi; Mucoromycota; Mucoromycetes; Mucorales; Lichtheimiaceae
Product: 14-3-3 family protein epsilon
Exons: 3
Coding region: 143-793 (216 amino acids)
Biological process (GO): signal transduction
Cellular component (GO): cytoplasm
Source: RefSeq, a predicted model, not a curated record
AUACGAUGGUAGAGUACCUCUUUUUCUUUCCCUAACCUUUUUUUUUUCUCUUGGGUCGCCAUCCCCCCCCCUUAUUUUGCUUUGUUUAUGGCACGACUAUAUUCUAUAUUAACUUUUUCAACAUAUACACUGUUCAAUAGAAAUGGUUUCCUAUAUGAAGGAAGUGGCCAAGAUGGGCGUCGAUUUGUCUGUCGAAGAGCGUAACCUCUUGUCUGUCGCGUACAAGAACGUGAUUGGUGCACGCCGUGCGUCGUGGCGAAUCGUGUCUUCUAUUGAGCAAAAGGAAGAAAGCAAGGGCCACGAGGCUCAGGUAACCAAGAUCAAGGAAUACCGCAAGAAGGUCGAAAACGAGUUGUACGAUGUUUGUAACGACAUCUUGGACCUUCUCACCGACUCCUUGAUCCCCUCGGCCUCUGAGGGUGAGGCCAAGGUCUUUUACUACAAGAUGAAGGGCGAUUACCACCGUUACGUCGCGGAAUAUGCCACGGGCGAUGAACGCAAAGAUGCUGCAACCGCUGCUCACGAAGCCUACAAGACUGCCACUGACGUUGCCCAGGUCGAUCUUGCCACCACCCACCCCAUCCGCUUGGGCUUGGCUCUCAACUUCUCGGUCUUCUACUACGAGAUCUUGAACUCGCCCGACCGUGCCUGCCAUUUGGCCAAGCAAGCCUUCGACGAUGCCAUUGCAGAGCUCGAUACACUCAGUGAAGAGUCUUACAAGGAUUCCACUUUGAUCAUGCAGUUGCUGAGAGACAACUUGACGCUCUGGACUUCAGAUCUGCAAGAAGGUUAGGAAUGCGACGACACAUGGGCAUCGAUAAAGAGCGUUGGAAUGGGAAUGGAGAAAAAGAGGCUUUGGACGGGUUGUACAUGCAUACUUUUACUGACUUUUUUUUUUUCCAACUCGUAUGAUUAGACACUGACAAGGCUGACAAGGCUCCCAAGAACGAAGAGGAAACGCAAGAGUAGAUUACCCGGUCCAUUUCUUCCCUCUCUCUCUUUCUCUAUCCCUUUCUUUAUCUUCCUCUCACACUUUUUCUCAUGUUUCCCAUUU